AUGACUUUGAAGAGGAUUCCUCCUUCUCCGGCUCAAUCCUCAGACGGACAGCUCCCUCAGUCCUUUGACUCCGGGAUCUAUCAGAGCUACCCCAUCAUGUCUGAAGACAUGGGUCAGUCAAUGCAAUAUGGCUCGCCACCACAAUACUACCAGCACUCUGGCAGCUUUUCCAACAUGCCUUCUCACUCGAUGAUGAUGUCUGAUCCUGCCAUGACGCCUCCUCCAACUGGCGAUGAGGGCUCCCCCUUCAUGGAGUCUCCUUCUCUCAGCUCAUCGGGCUCUCCUCCACAGCGUGUGCCGGCCUACCGUGCUCGCGUGAAUGGAACCCCACGGGUCAAGAGGAAGCAAGUCCGGCGCCAGAAGAACCGCAAGGAUUCCGACAUUGGCUUCAAGCUGGAUGGUCCCAUCAGUCAAUUGACCGAAAGUUUCCACACCACCCCCAUCCGUGACAUGGUCGCUUGGGUGAACCGAUCUACUGAGGAGCGCCACCAGGAAGUCCGCAACAAGAACGGAAAGAUCUCUCGACCCAUGAAUGCUUACAUGCUGUAUCGUUCGGCAUACACUGCGCGCACCAAGCUUCUUGUUGGCGCCAACAACCACCAGAUUGUUUCCAAGGUCACUGGUCUUGGCUGGCACAUGGAGCCUGCUGAGAUCCGCAGGAAAUAUAACGAGUUGGCUCGAAUUGAGCGAGACAACCACGCUGCCACACAUCCCGACUACAAGUUCGCUCCGCUGAAGAAUGGCGCCGCCAACCGUCGUGACAGUGCCCUUUCCUCCGCCAUGCCAUCACACCUCACCGACGAGAGUGGCUUCUCUGACCUGGACAGCGACUUUGGUGGAUCCAUCUGCGCACCCCGACCCCUCUACAGUAGCCACUCGCGCUCAAACAGCUUCGGCGACUCCUACUACCCUGCCAGCAGGGGCUCAUCUCCUUUCGACGGACCCGACAUGAUGAUCCCCAACUAUAUCCAGCCGAACUCGCACUGGUCUAACACCAGCCACCCGGCCGGCAUGUCCACGAUGCACCCUAGCAGCCUACCAACUGUCUCCAAGGUAGAGGACAUUUCCUUUGGCCCCGUAAGCCCACCCCAAAAUGUCAACUACGACUCUGCCCUUGCUGGACUCCCCGGUGGAACUCACCACGAGCUCCUCCAGCCCUCCCAACUAUCAAUGAUGAGCGGUUUGCCCCUCGAGGACAUGGACCCGCGCCUCCUCAGUCAGAGCGGUGAUGCAGACUCUACCAUGGCAACAUAUGCUCCCUCGUCCACUUCAUACUCCGCCUGGGACGAAAGUGCUCAAUCAUUUUACCCCCUCACCUCUUCGCCUUCCAUGGCCGGCACCCCUGCCCCCUACUCUCAGGGCGUGGACUCCUACCUUCCCAGCAUGCAAAUGGAAGGCCGCGAGCAGUCGUGGGACCUGGCUCGUAGUGGACACACCAUCCCCGAGCCAACAGCUGGGGAAUACGAAUUGUGGUGCACCACCGAGCCAUCGCAGUACUAG
Penicillium salamii is the source of this 1500-nucleotide messenger RNA. The record is from the annotation of a GenBank genome assembly. Lineage: Eukaryota; Fungi; Ascomycota; Eurotiomycetes; Eurotiales; Aspergillaceae.